Messenger RNA from Cylindrotheca closterium, 465 nucleotides. The record is from the annotation of a GenBank genome assembly. Lineage: Eukaryota; Bacillariophyta; Bacillariophyceae; Bacillariales; Bacillariaceae.
AUGUCAUUCCAAGGACAAAGAAUACCAAGCCUCAUCUUCUGUGCCGACUCCUCCAGUAGUCUGACAUCUAUGAUAUCGUAUCCUAGCAUGAUGGUGGAUGCCGAAGAUGUGCUUUGCAGACCAUCUUCUGGAUUUGGUCAACGAUUUGGCUUGGACUAUACUUCGACAAAGUCGAAGGCUCCAAGUCUUCCGAGACGCCAGUCCUCGAGGGGAAUGGGCUUCCGAAAGAUAUCGUGCUCCUCUGGAACUGGUGGCCACGGAGAAUCCAAGAUGAACGCCAGAUUCCAGAUUGACGAUAGUACAAUGAAGAAUAAGUCAGCACUCUUUGAUAAGUUCUGCUCCAUUGCACCUAUGCUCAGUCCAAGUCUGUCAGAGGGUAGCCGCAAAACAAUUCGCAGUGCAGGAUCUACGGAUACGCCACUGAGUAUCCCGCUACGAAAGCCAUCACAACAGAGCUUAAAGUAG